AUGGGAGUUUGUGCAUCUAAAAGCGAUCCAAAGAAAGUAAAGAAACAAAAGCCGUAAUCUGUAACCAUACCUCCUCAGUAGACUCUUACUACUAGAGAACACAAAACGACUACAAUAUAAUUUUAAGAGCCCAGUACGAUUCAACGAGGUACCACAUCACUUCAUCGUGCUUCUCCUAAUCAAUCAAUAACUCCUAUCUAAAAAGUGUCAUAAAAUAAUGUAACCACUCCUGUUCAACGAGUGUCUCCUUCUAAUCAUCCAACCCCAAAGACUAUGAUCAUCUAAUCAACACAAUUACAAGAAAGAAGCAGAAACGGAUCUAUGUUGAAUAUUCCUUAGCAAAGAUUGAGCACAAAGCCAGGUUCAAAGUCCAUUCAAUCUCCAGCCUCCAGAAACUAUUCUGUUGUCUCUAGAUAAAAUCACAAAAGCCAAAGCAAAACAGUGAUGUAACAUAACGAGACUGGACAAUUGGUGUUGGUAGAAAUGAUCAAAUUUGAAAACAGGAGUCAACAAUUUAUUGACAUGUUAGAAGAACUACGAUUGGAUCAAAUGAAUAUAGUUAAAAUAUUAGAUAUUCACAUGGAUUCACAUAAAAGAAAUCAUCAAGUUGUUUAUGAACAUUGCCAAGGUGGACACCUUUCUAAGUUUCUAGAUUCAAACUAAUUGGAAUACUAAACCAUCGGGUCCAUGUUUUAUCAAAUGGUAGAAGCCUUGGCAUAUGUUCAUUCAUUAGGUUACAGUCACGAUGAAUUGACUAUUGAUAGUUUCUCAGUCUUCGAUGAUUCUUCUACGCCCUUCAUCAAAUUAUCAGAAAUUAGAAGCAUCUACUAAUUUAUGUAUCCUAAGAAUUCUCUUCUUUAUGAACCACCUAAUUCCCCUAAUCAUCAUCAUCAUCACAAAGAUUACAAAGAUCACUCUAAACCUUAAAAUAUCUAAACUAAAAACAGGAGCUAAUCCAAUGAUAUCUGGGCACUGGCUAUUAUUGUUUUGUAAUUACUUACUCAUAAAUUUCCUUUUGAAAUUGAAGAAAUCCAUAAAUUCAAAGCAGAAGAAGUUUAUGCUGAACAAGAAUAGGACAUCUAUCCUUUAUUAAUAGAAAUGCUUCACCAUAAUCCAAAUGAGAGAAUCACUCUUGAGAAAUGUUUACUUCAUCCAUAUCUUAUUAAAAUGAAAUAGGUUCAACCCAAAGAUUACAUUAUGCCAUUCACCAACAUCAUCAAAUGCAAGAAUAUGACUUAUCUACACAAAUGUCUAUUUCGAUAUCUUUUAACUUUAUAUGCAUCAGAUCACUUAAAAGUACUUAAUAAGCUAUUUACUACUGCAGACCUCAACAAAGAUGGUUCAUUAAGUGAAGAUGAAUUACAGCCUCUCCUAAAUGAGUAACCACAGGAAUAUUCUCUUCAGAUAUCCGACUUUGUUAACAUAACUUAAGAAGAAUUCCUUUUAUUUGCAGCCGAUAAGCAGUAAGUGCUUACUCAGGAUUGCCUUACAUUAAGCUUCAAGGCGUUGUCCAAAUCCUAAAACAUAAUAACUCCAAAGUUGAUUUGCAAAGUUAUUACCGAUUGCAACGAAGAAUAACUCUAAUAGGAUUUCGAUACUUAUAACUUAAAUUAUACAGUAAAAUUUACCAAAAUAUCAUAUUAGCUCUAAUAAAAAGAAUAUGAAACAUUUCUAAUCAAUUACUAAUCUCCCUAACCUAUUGUUUGA
Paramecium tetraurelia is the source of this 1707-nucleotide messenger RNA. RefSeq lists its product as uncharacterized. The transcript is spliced from 3 exons. Gene Ontology annotation, molecular function: calcium ion binding; protein serine/threonine kinase activity; ATP binding. Lineage: Eukaryota; Ciliophora; Oligohymenophorea; Peniculida; Parameciidae. Gene Ontology annotation, biological process: mitotic DNA damage checkpoint signaling; protein phosphorylation. The record is from RefSeq and is a predicted model, not a curated record. Gene Ontology annotation, cellular component: cytoplasm; nucleus.